CCGUCGAAGUCAAGGCAGGCGUCGCCUACCACUCGUUCGCCCGGCCCGCCCUCGUCGCCGGCUACUAGGCCGAGUGUAACUAAGCCGUCGAAAUGGGCAAGGGCAGAACGGCACCGUGCAAGAAAACGUGCUGCCGCCACACAGACGACUCUCCGUCUCGCUAGAGCAGACCCGCAAAUCCGCAUCUUAGGGUUCUCCUAGGGACGAGGACCAAACGCCCAUCCCAAACCCGAUUCACGAUCCAGAGAAAACCAACGCCCGGCCUUUUACGCAGCCCGCUACUGAGGCAGCAGACAUGGCGGGCGACGACGCGCUAGUCUGGAUCGACUGCGAGAUGACGGGGCUGGACCCAGAGACGGACGAGAUCCUGGAGAUCUUCUGCAUCAUCACGACGGGGACGCUGGAGGUGGUGGACGCGGCGGGGUGGGGGGUGGUGGUGCACCAGCCGCCGAAGCGCCUGGCGCAGAUGGGGGCGUGGUGCGCGGCGACGCACGAGCGCAGCGGGCUGACGGCGGCGUCGCUGGCGUCGACGGUGAGCGCCGCGGCGGCGGCGGAGGGCCUGCUGGCGUACGUGCGGCGGCACGUGCCGCAGGCGGGCACGGCGCUGCUGGCGGGCAACAGCGUGCACGCGGACCGGGCGUUCCUGGCGCGCGGCCCCUACCGCGCCGUCCUCGACCACCUGCACUACCGCAUCCUCGACGUCAGCUCGCUCAAGGAGGCGGCGCGGCGCUGGUGCCCCGCCGGCGUGCUCGCGGGCGCGCCCGUCAAGCGCGCCCUCCACCAGGCGCGCAACGACAUCCUCGAGAGCAUCGCCGAGGCGAGGUAUUACAAGGACGCGAUAUUCGCGGGCGGGGGGGACGAUGGUGGGUUGAGGUGGCGAGGGGAAAGCCUGGAGAAGGACGUGGAACGCGCAGGAGAGGACUGAGGGGAGGUUGGGUUUGCCUGCUUCGCAGUGACUACCUAACCUGCCCGGC
Messenger RNA from Durotheca rogersii, 974 nucleotides. Its product is annotated as exonuclease. Gene Ontology annotation, cellular component: mitochondrion. The transcript has 3 exons. Gene Ontology annotation, molecular function: 3'-5'-RNA exonuclease activity; nucleic acid binding. Bases 296 to 925 code for a protein of 209 amino acids. The record is from RefSeq and is a predicted model, not a curated record. Lineage: Eukaryota; Fungi; Ascomycota; Sordariomycetes; Xylariales; Xylariaceae.